AUGUGUGAUCCGAUAAACCAGCCUACUUCCGUGGAGUCUUCAGCCUUGGCUACGUCGGCAAGCUUAAGCACUGCAAGUUCUGCUGGUGUCACCAUACUGCUCCAAACCCUUCGAGCCUGGGCGGAAAGUGAGACCGAACGGCAAUUGGUUCGUGUGCUUCUUGAUGGCGGAAGCCAAAGAUCAUUUAUCAAGCAAUCACUCUCGAAGAAACUCAACUGUCAACCAGUAGGGGAGGAACAAAUAUCGCUGUACACAUUUGGAACGGAAUGCGCCAGGCAGAGGAAGUGUCGUCGGGUUCAGAUUUGUCUCCGAAGUCAGUACGACAGAAGUGAGCUACGUAUAGAAGCAUUGGAAAUGCCCGAUAUUUGUAACGACGUAAUGCAACUACCAAGCACGGAUUUGGUUUCCAACCUUCAUCGGGCCGGAAUGCGUGUGGGUGACCUUUCUGUUGGAAACGUUCAUUGUGAGCCUGGCAUCUGUAUACUUGUAGGCGCCGACUAUUACUGGCGGACCGUUACUGGCGAGAUACAGCACAUCAGCGAGGACCUGGUAGCGGCAAACACUGUUUUUGGAUGGACAGUACAGGGCCCAUCGUCUUCAAGUUCAACUACAAUAUGUACGAACGUAGGAGUCAUGCGGGUAAACGUCGAGUCUCAAGAAACGGAAUUGUGCAAUGAAUUACGGAAAUUUUGGGACUUGGAACAUAUCGGGAUUCAGACGGACAGUAACCCGACGCAUCAGGACGCCGUGUUCAAGUCGACCAUGAAGAACGUGAGCGGCAGAUAUCAGGUCGCACUGCCGUGGAAGACUGUGCACCCGUAUUUACCGUCAAACGAAGAAGUCGCAAGGAAGAGGCUCUUUUCUUUAACGAAACAAAUUACCAAGAAUGAACACAUGGCUGCCGAGUAUGACAAGGCGAUCAGACAGUAUUUAGAUGAUGGUCAUGCAGAAAAGGUUCUUCUCCCUCAUGAAGUGGAUGGGCCAACAUAUUACAUGCCCCACCAUGCCGUUGUCAAGCACGAAAGGGAAACCACCAAAAUGCGCAUCGUUUUCGAUGCCUCUUCCAGUGCUCCCGGUUGUCCCUCGUUGAACGACGUUUUGGAUUCUGGACCAAACCUUAAUCCUGACUUGCUGGCAGUACUAAUGAGGUUCCGAAAACAACGAAUUGGGGUCGUUGCUGACAUUGAGAAGGCUUUUCUCCAGAUUUCCUUGAACAAGACUGAUCGUGACGCCUUUCGGUUUUUUUGGUAUGCUGCGACGCCGAAACGUGAUGUCACCGAACGAGAAAUUGAGGUCUGGAGGAUGACCCGUGUCCCAUUUGGAGCCUCAUCCAGUCCCUUCAUUAUGGCUGCUACGCUUCGUUGUCAUUUUGAGAGUACUUCUUCGGCAGAUCCAUCUCUGAAGUCCCUGUGUGAGACGUUGAACGAGAGUUUCUACGUCGACGAUUUGGUGACGAGCGUUGCCACACGGAAUGAAGGGGAGCGGUUUUCCAGAGAUGCUAACGAGGUCGUCAGGACAGCUGGAAUGAAGCUACGAAAGUGGACGACGAACUCGCCGGAUCUACAGAGUGAGUUCAGGAGAAGCAGCGAACAAGACGCGGAGGCUAAUUCUCAUUACAAGUCAAAAAAGGUUUUAGGACUCAGCUGGAACACCGCAACGGACACACUUCUGCUUUCCAUGGACUCUCUUGUGAAAUUCAUCACCUACAAGACGGACACCAAGCGCUGCCUGCUGCAAGCAACCGCAAGAAUUUUUUAUCCUUUGGGGUUCCUUGCACCAUACACUAUCAAGGCGAAGAUUCUUUUCCAACGAGUAUGGGAGCAAGGACUCGGAUGGGAUGAUCUACUGCCAGAUGAUCUCCUGUCUGAAUGGCUGCGGUGGACGAAAGGGAUCCCGGACGUUGCUCAAAUAGCCGUACCCAGAGCACUUAUAACCGAGGGACCAACAGCGAAGCACUCUGUGCAUUGCUUUUGUGACGCUAGUAUUCAAGCAUACGGCGCCGUUGUGUACCUGAGGACGGAAACGGAUGCCGGCACUGUCAACGUGAAGAUUAUAGCUGCUAAGGCUAGAGUAGCCCCGCUGAAGCGCGUUACGUUGCCACGUUUGGAGCUCCUUGCAGCGCUGAUCGGAGCGCGGCUAACUCACUACAUUGUCGGUGCACUCCACGUUGAACGCUUCCCUGCGAUAUUUUGGAGCGAUUCGAGUGUAGCGCUCUGCUGGAUCAAGGCCAAUGCAAGUCGAUGGAAACCCUUCGUUGCAAACAGAGUAGUAGAAAUACAAGGCCUUUGCGAUCCCUCUACAUGGCACUACUGUCCAGGGGAACAAAAUCCUGCCGACCUACUCACGCGAGGUGUUUUACCCAGGCAACUGCAAAACAAUGAAUUUUGGUGGACUGGACCAAAAUGGUUGUCAUCCAUUGACAUGGUCGGCUCGGUACCAGAGCCCAGAGCUCCUGGAACACCCACAGACAUCGUCAAUACUGAAGCGAAGGCAGUGGAAGUUACAGUUGCGGUUGUAAAGGGGGAUCAAUGUGCUCUCUUCGACCUCACCAAGCAUAGUUCCUUUCUUCGUGUACUACGGAUAACAGCGUGGAUCAAACGGUUUAUUUUGAAUUGUCAACGACCACAUGAAAAGGUAUCUGGGCCUCUCCUUACUGAAGAAAUAAAUGAGGCAGAAAAGUACUGGAUUCGUCAGGUUCAACGUGAAUGUUUCUCAGACGAAUACGAAGUCCUGGCCAGUAACGGUGGAAGGAUAUCCUCAACUUCUCCGCUCCUUAAACUAUCCCCCUACUUGGAUCAAGAUGGAAUCCUUCGUUUGAAAGGAAGACUUCAAGAGAGCGACGGAUAUGCAUCGCAGAAGCAACCGAUUAUUUUACCGAAACAUCACGACUUCACAAAGAAGUUAAUAAUGCGUACGCAUCUUCGUUUGCUUCAUGGAGGUGUACGAGACACGCUUGUUGAGCUACGUGAGACAUACUGGGUCAUCAGUGGUAGACAAGCGGUGAAGGCUAUGCUUCAUCGUUGCCUGACGUGUCAAAAGUGGCGCGCGAAGCCUGCGGAAGAGCCAAUGGCACCACUCCCGAGGGAUCGAGUUACCAAGGACGAACCUUUUUCAGUGGUGGGAGUUGAUUUUGCCGGGCCUCUCUACUACAAGGGUGCUACCACUGAUUGCAAGUCCUACAUAGUAGUGUUUACCUGCGCCAUCACGAGAGCUGUUCACUUGGAAAUCGUCACGGACCUGAGCACGGCGACAUUUCUGCUAGCUUUUCGGAGGUUCGUGUCAAGAAGGGGUGUCUGUCAUACAGUUUAUUCGGACAACGCCCUGACCUUCAAACGCGCAUCUAAAGAUCUUCGGCAGUUAUGGAGCUCACUUCGUAGCGAAGAAGCCAAAAAUUAUUUCUCCAGCAUUCGACUUCAUUGGAAAUUCAUUGUGGAAAAGGCUGCAUGGUGGGGAGGAUUCUACGAGAGAAUGGUGCGGUCGGUCAAGACAUCUCUUCGAAAGGUUCUUGGAAGGAGCAGUUUAACACUUCCUGAACUCACCACAGUGCUCACCGAAACUGAAGCGACUAUCAACUCCCGACCGAUUACUUUCGUCUAUGCGGAAUCAGAGGAGCAGGAGCCAUUGACACCGUCGCACCUUUUAAUUGGAAAACGGCUGACUCGACUGCCACCCUUCGUCACUUCAGCGCAGUUGCCUACUGGAACUCAGCAGCGACUGCAGAGGGCAAUGCGGUACCGCGAGUCGCUACUGGAACGGUUUUGGCGACGGUGGCGGAGUGACUACUUACAGGAACUACGGACUGCUCAUUGGCAACGCGUUUCAGGCUCAACUGGCUUACAGACCGACACAUUGGUUCUCCUGAAGGAAGAUAUGGUCCCUCGCGGCCUAUGGAAGAUCUGUCGAAUCGUAAAGACGUUUCCAGGUAGAGACGGACAUGUCCGUUCAUGGGUCGUGCAACUUCCGACCGGUGGAACUUUAAGGCGUGCAAUACAGCACUUGUUCCCAUUGGAGAUCCAAGAAUGA
Ornithodoros turicata is the source of this 4023-nucleotide messenger RNA. RefSeq lists its product as uncharacterized. The coding region runs from base 1 to 4023 and encodes 1340 amino acids. Lineage: Eukaryota; Metazoa; Arthropoda; Arachnida; Ixodida; Argasidae. Gene Ontology annotation, molecular function: nucleic acid binding. Gene Ontology annotation, biological process: DNA integration. The transcript has a single exon. The record is from RefSeq and is a predicted model, not a curated record.